This is a messenger RNA of Lontra canadensis (Northern American river otter), 1204 nucleotides long. RefSeq names its product RFNG O-fucosylpeptide 3-beta-N-acetylglucosaminyltransferase (gene RFNG). Gene Ontology annotation, cellular component: Golgi membrane. The record is from RefSeq and is a predicted model, not a curated record. The transcript is spliced from 8 exons. Gene Ontology annotation, molecular function: O-fucosylpeptide 3-beta-N-acetylglucosaminyltransferase activity. NCBI's taxonomy places the organism in Eukaryota, Metazoa, Chordata, Mammalia, Carnivora, Mustelidae. Gene Ontology annotation, biological process: regulation of Notch signaling pathway; pattern specification process. Bases 67 to 1095 code for a protein of 342 amino acids.
GAGCGGCUCUUAAAGGGGCCGCUGCGCGGCCUGGGCCCGGGCGGUGCCCGCGGGUCCCGCGGCCGCAUGAGCCGCGGGCGGGGGGCGCUGUGCCGGGCCUGCCUCGCGCUGGCCGCGGCCCUGGCCGCGCUACUGCUGCUGCCCUUGCCACUGCCCCGCGUACCGGCGCCGGCCCCCGCCCCUGCCAGGGCUCCCAGUCUGAGCCCCGGCCGGCGGGCAUCCCCCGCCCGACCCGCCUCCGUCCCCCGCCUGCGGCCGGACGACGUCUUCAUCGCUGUCAAGACCACCCAGAAGAACCACGGGCCACGCCUGGGGCUGUUGCUGAGCACCUGGAUCUCCCGGGCUCGCCAGCAGGUUGUCUCUCCCCAGACGUUCAUCUUCACGGACGGGGAUGACCCUGAACUGCGACUCCGGGCAGGCAGCCACAUCAUCAACACCAACUGCUCGGCCGUGCAUACCCGCCAGGCCCUGUGCUGCAAGAUGGCCGUGGAGUAUGACAAGUUCAUCGAGUCCGGACGCAAGUGGUUUUGCCACGUGGACGACGACAACUACGUGAACCCCAGAGGCCUGCUGCGGCUGCUCUCCACCUUCUCGCCCAGCCAGGACGUCUACCUGGGCCGGCCCAGCCUGGACCACCCCAUCGAGGCCGCCGAGAGGGUCCAGGGAGGGGGCACCGUGACCACCGUCAAGUUCUGGUUUGCGACGGGCGGAGCUGGCUUCUGCCUGAGCAGAGGCCUCGCUCUGAAGAUGAGCCCCUGGGCCAGCCUGGGCAGCUUCAUCAGCACGGCCGAGCGGGCGCGGCUGCCGGAUGACUGCACCGUGGGCUACAUCGUGGAGGGGCUGCUGGGCGCGCGCCUGUUGCCGAGCUCGCUCUUCCACUCCCACCUGGAGGACCUGCGGAGGCUGCCGCCUGACGCCGUGCUGCGGCAGGUCACCUUGAGCUACGGGGGUCCAGAGAACCCACAUAAUGUGGUGAACGUGGGAGGCUUCAGCCUGCAGCAGGACCCCACACGGUUCAAGUCUGUCCACUGCCUUCUCUACCCAGACACGGAUUGGUGUCCUAUGCACAAGCAAAGUGACCUCGUUGCUCGGUGACCCUGGACUCCCAACCCAGGGAGCAGGACCGUUGCUGACCUUUUCCGCCCUUGGCUCUCUUAGCUGGCCACAGCCAUGUCCAGGGAGAUGGGGGUGCUGCAGGCCUCCC